AUGGGAGGAUCAGAAUCAACACCCCAAACUGAAACAGCACGACCACCAGAAUUUGAUCAACCAUGGAGGGAAACACCCUGGGGCAAUAAAGAGCUUUUGGAGAAAAACCUGAGGGAGCUUAAGCUGAGCGAUUCAAAUGUUAAGUACAUCAGGAUCUUGCUGGCUGGAGAAGUGGGAGCAGGAAAAUCCAGCUUCAUCAACUCAGUCAGUAGUGCUUUUAAAAGAAGAAUCACAACAGACGCUCUUGCUGAUAAUGCUGGUGCAGCUGGUACAAGUUUUACAAAAACAUACAGAACUUAUUACAUAAGAAAUGGAGAAUCAGUUCUGCCUUUUGUCUUCAAUGACAUAAUGGGCUUAGAAUCCGACUACAGUCCCAAAGAAUCACGUGGUGCACAUCCGGAAGACAUUCCCAAAGCCAAAGAAUCACGUGGUGCACAUCCGGAAGACAUUGCCAAAGCCCUUGAGGGUCUCCUUCAUGAAGGACACAAUUUCAAUCCAAUUGCUUCUGCUAAUAAAAAUGACUGCAAAAGUGAAACAAGCCCUGAGGAUCUGACAUACUGUCUGGUCUACGUCAUAGCAGCGGACAAAAUAUCAAUGAUGACUUCUGAUGUCAUCAAAAAGAUGAGAUACAUUAGACAGAAGGCCAGCAGUCUGGAAAUUCCUCAGGUUAUCAUCAUGACGAUGGUGGAUGAGGUUUGCCCACUAGUCAGAAAAGACCUAAGAAAAAUCUACACAAGCAAGAAGAUAAAAGAGAAGAUGCAGGAGUGCUCUAAUUCAGUUGGUGUCCCUGUGAGCCACAUCUUCCCUGUGAAGAACUACCAUGAGGAGAUUGAUACACAAAAUGACGUUGAUGUACUGAUCCUGAGGGCUCUAACACAGAUUGUGCAAAUUGCAGAUGAUCUUGUGAACAGAAGAAAGAGGAAAUGUUAAUCUGAAUCUAACAUAAUGGAGAAAGCAUAGGCAAUUGUGGGAACUUGUAAUAAUUAAUUUGACUUCUUCUCAUGCUGUGUAACAUGUAACUGUAGCUUUAUACGCAAGGCUGAACUGCUUCCUAUGUUUCUGGUAAGAACUGAUAAACCAGUACAUGGAGCUCCAGGAACUGGAACGCAUGUCAACGCUAGAGCAGACAGGGAGGGU
Molecule: messenger RNA, 1137 nt
Organism: Carassius carassius (crucian carp)
Lineage: Eukaryota; Metazoa; Chordata; Actinopteri; Cypriniformes; Cyprinidae
Product: interferon-induced protein 44-like
Exons: 7
Coding region: 1-930 (309 amino acids)
Source: RefSeq, a predicted model, not a curated record